ACUUCGGCCACUUGCUCUCCGGUGCGCCCGGGUUCGAGCUGCGGAAAUACUUGGUACCUUCCAAUUGGCUGCAAUGGCGGAGGUGGCCCGUAGCCCAUUGGCUCUGCCGGCUCUGCUUGGCGUGGAAGCUGAGGGAGCUCCCGAGCGUCAGUGUUGCCCCAAGCCGUGAGUGCGGUGCGGCCCGUCGCGCCUAGCCGCUCACCGCGCCUCGCUUUAUCUCAGGAAAAAGGAAAAAAGAAAAAAAAAUGGAAGGCCUGCCUGAUGCUGCUGUCUUUGCAACUAGACUUAAAAACACUCUCAUCCAGUAUCAUAGCAUUGAAGACGAUAAGUGGCGAGUUGCCAAGAAAAUGAAAGAUGUAACAAUUUGGAGAAAACCUUCAGAAGAAUUUAAUGGAUACCUUUUCAAAGCCCAAGGUGUUAUAGAUGACGUCGUCAAUAGUGUAAUAGACCAUAUACGCCCCGGUCCCUGUCGCUUGGAUUGGGACAGCUUAAUGACUUCAAUGGAUAUUUUGGAACACUUUGAAGAGAAUUGCUGUGUGAUGCGUUAUACUACUGCUGGCCAGCUUUGGAAUAUAAUUUCCCCAAGAGAGUUUGUUGAUUUCUCCUACACUGUGGGCUAUGAAGAAGGGCUUCUAUCCUGUGGGGUAAGUCUUGAUUGGAGUGAAAAGAGACCAGAAUUUAUUCGUGGAUAUAACCAUCCCUGUGGUUGGUUUUGUGUUCCGCUUAAAGACAAUCCUCACCAGAGUCUUUUGACAGGCUAUAUUCAGACGGAUCUGCGUGGGAUGAUUCCGCAGUCUGCAGUCAACACAGCCAUGGCAAGCACUUUAAUCAACUUCUAUGGUGAUUUACAAAAAGCCUUACAAAAGGCAUAAUAUGUUUAAACUUGUAGUACAGUAGACCCCAGAGUCAACUUUUGCUCUCAGCUGCGUGGCCUGUAAAAAUCAUCCUUUCCUCUCCUCCAUGUAGCCUGUGGAAACAUUUGAGAUGAUUUGUUGGUUUAUUUUAUUCCCAAACUAAAUACUUGUCUAAGAGAGGGCAUUUCAGUUUUCUUAAAUAGUUAUUUGCACAGUGUUUGGUACAGCAGUGUGUCUGAGCAUGGAGAGUAUGACAGAGAUCCAUUAAGAAGUAGGUAUUAUUCUUUGACCUAAACUCUUUAGAAACUGAGUAGUGACUCAAUAUGAAUAUUUUGCCUGCUUGGAAAUUAGAGAAAGCAUAAGCUUCAUGCUGUUAGUUAAAAUCAUCUAUUUUAGAGGUUUAUGAACAUUUUAUAAGUUUUAACUUUUUCUGGAAGUUAAAUAUUAGUGUUUUACUUUGGUAUGCUGUAUGAGUUUUGUCAAUAUCUUGGACUAAAGAAAAAAGCUCUUUAUAUUUUGUAAAGGUGAUUUUCAUUGUCAGUUGACUUGCACUACUUUAUAAGUAUUGAAAAAAUCAGAAAUAAAAAUAAAGUAACUAUAAAUACAAUUCAAAUACAAUUCUAGAUAACAUUAUUUUAUGGAUAUCUUUAAAAAUGUAUUUGUGUCUUUCUGUGAGUUUAUUUUGGAAGUCUUAAAAAGCAUUUAUGCAUGGAGUACAAAACUGCCAAAUGUGUGCUGGGGACACCACAUUGAUUGGGUUGUGUGAAAGGGUUGGAGGUAUCCUCUAUUCACCAACAGAAAAUUAUCUGUCUAUAAAGUCAAAUUCAAUGAA
Herpailurus yagouaroundi (jaguarundi) is the source of this 1686-nucleotide messenger RNA. RefSeq names its product StAR related lipid transfer domain containing 4 (gene STARD4). The record is from RefSeq and is a predicted model, not a curated record. Gene Ontology annotation, biological process: intracellular cholesterol transport; cholesterol import; cholesterol transport involved in cholesterol storage. Gene Ontology annotation, molecular function: cholesterol binding; cholesterol transfer activity. The transcript is spliced from 6 exons. Gene Ontology annotation, cellular component: endoplasmic reticulum; cytosol. NCBI's taxonomy places the organism in Eukaryota, Metazoa, Chordata, Mammalia, Carnivora, Felidae. The coding region runs from base 246 to 872 and encodes 208 amino acids.